Molecule: messenger RNA, 1707 nt
Organism: Lonchura striata (white-rumped munia)
Lineage: Eukaryota; Metazoa; Chordata; Aves; Passeriformes; Estrildidae
Gene: TLCD2
Product: TLC domain containing 2
Biological process (GO): regulation of membrane lipid distribution; phospholipid homeostasis; plasma membrane organization
Cellular component (GO): plasma membrane
Source: RefSeq, a predicted model, not a curated record
CCCAUGGGAGCCCGGCGGGCCGGUGGGUGCCCAUGGCUUUCAGCCCGGGGCUGUUGGUGGUGGCCGGUUCCUUCGCCGCUUUCCGCCUGCUGAACCGGGGGCUGGAGCGGCUCGUGCCGCCGCCGCCCUCGGCCCGGCGCAACCGCUGGAAGUGGCGCAACAUCUGGACAUCGCUGGCGCACAGCGUGCUCAGCGGAAGCGGGGCGCUGGCCGGGUUCUACCUCCACCCCGAGAUGUCCGACGACCUGGUGGGCACACACCCGCCCGGGGCGCACAGCCUGGUGGCCGUGUCUGUAGGCUAUUUCAUUGAAGACUUUGUGGACAUGUUGUGCAAUCAGAAACUUCAUCAGUCCUGGGAGCUGCUCUUUCAUCACUCUGUGGUGAUCAUCUGCUUUGGGAUUGCCGUGCUGCUCCACCAGUACGUCGGCUUUGCCCUCGUGGCUUUACUGGUGGAGAUCAACUCCAUCUUCCUCCACCUGCGGCAGAUCAUGCUCAUGGCCAACCUGGUGCACACCACCUGCUACCGCCUCAACAGCCUCAUCAACCUGGGCACCUACGUGGUGUUCCGCAUCGCCACGCUGGCCUGGAUGAGCCGCUGGCUCUUCCUCAACCGGCAGAACGUGCCCCCGGCCACCUACGCCGUGGGCACGGUGGGCAUGGCAAUCAUGACGCCCAUGAACGUCAUCCUCUUCUACCGCCUGCUGCGGAGUGACUUCCUCAAAUCCAGGAGGGAGAAGGAGGAAUAGUCCCUCCCCUGAGAAGGGGCACUUCCAAGCCUGUGGAAGCACGUGGAGGGUGAAUGUUUUGGUACCUCGCAGGGAGGGGCUGCACUAACAGAGCAUCCAGGCUUUGCUUGUGGCUCAAGAGCCUGGGCCCUGCACAGCAGAGGAGGUGCUCGUGGACCAGGCACGGUGGCUCUGCUCCCCAGACGCUUUUGGAUGAUGUGGUUGGACAAGCGGGAGCUGCUGAGAGAAGCCUCGACAGCUCUCACAGCUCCCUGAGGCACCACUGAGAUGAGACGGGGGCAGAGCAGCACUGUUUCCCCACUGCUCUUCCAGACAUCCCAACACCACCGAGUGUUUCCAACCCCUUUGGUGCUGCCGUGUCCCAUCAGCCACGGGACACUGAGUUCUCCGUGCCAUCUCCUGUGGGAACACCACCAGCAAGACAGGUUCCAAGGCUUUGCCUUCGAGGUGAUGGUCAGUAAAAAACAAACCUUGCACUGAUGAGCCCUCCCUGAGGAGAUUUCCCAGGCUGAGACCUGGCUGGGUGGCAGCUGCCCACUGUGGGGGCAGCCCCAACCUCUCCUGGCAACUGGAGCUUUUCCAUCUUGUUUUGUCCCCAGAUAAUUCAAGUGCCCAUAAAUGAGCGUGGGAGAGCAUGAGUGGCUGGUGGGAGGAUGCUGUGUGAUGGUCACUUCUCACACAUGAGGGGUUUUCAGGCACUUUUUAAGAUUCAGGCAUCUGUUAGGAGUGCCAAGUUGUGCUGCAGAGCCCGGGGUAAUGCUCUCACUUGACAGCAAAGGCUCUUACUAACAUGAGCUUUUAAUAAAUGGCUGCAAAUGAAGUGGCUUGAGGGGAAAGGACUGAGAGGGGACACGAGGACUCAUCAUCCCAGCCCAAUCUGGGGGUGUCACUGCUUAGCCCAGUCCUUACCCCCAGUCUCCCUGCCAUGGAGUGAAAAUACACUGUACACUGGCACACUCUA